UGUUGCUUGCUGUGUUCCACGUGUGUUUUCUCGUUGAACUAGUAGGGGCAAACACGAUUGAUUUACAGGUUUUUCAAAGCGAUGUCUGCUCAUUGCUAACUGAAGAGAAUGCAGCAGACCCUCGUCUUCUUGAGGAGGCCAGUCAUGUUUCUCCAGGAGGCUUGUUACAGUGCCAGGAGGCUGCACCACUUGAGCCUCUACUCCACCUUCCUGUGGACUCGGUGCCAGCGCAGCCCAGUGUGCGUGCCGACUCCAGCUCCAUUGCACUACUCCACCUUCCUGUGGACUCGGUGCCAGCGCAGCCCAGUGUGCGUGCCGACUCCAGCUCCAUUGCACUACUCCACCUUCCUGUGGACUCGGUGCCAGCGCAGCCCAGUGUGCGUGCCGACUCCAGCUCCAUUGCACUACUCCACCUUCCUGUGGACUCGGUGCCAGCGCAGCCCAGUGUGCGUGCCGACUCCAGCUCCAUUGCACUACUCCACCUUCCUGUGGACUCGGUGCCAGCGCAGCCCAGUGUGCGUGCCGACUCCAGCUCCAUUGCACUACUCCACCUUCCUGUGGACUCAGUGCCAGCACAGCCCAGUGUGCGUGCCGACUCCAGCUCCAUUGCACUACUCCACCUUCCUGUGGACUCGGUUCCAGCGCAGCCCAGUGUGCGUGCCGACUCCAGCUCCAUUGCACUACUCCACCUUCCUGUGGACUCGGUGCCAGCGCAGCCCAGUGUGCGUGCCGACUCCAGCUCCAUUGCACUACUCCACCUUCCUGUGGACUCGGUGCCAGCGCAGCCCAGUGUGCGUGCCGACUCCAGCUCCAUUGCACUACUCCACCUUCCUGUGGACUCGGUGCCAGCACAGCCCAGUGUGCGUGCCGACUCCAGCUCCAUUGCACUACUCCACCUUCCUGUGGACUCGGUGCCAGCGCAGCCCAGUGUGCGUGCCGACUCCAGCUCCAUUGCACUACUCCACCUUCCUGUGGACUCGGUGCCAGCGCAGCCCAGUGUGCGUGCCGACUCCAGCUCCAUUGCACUACUCCACCUUCCUGUGGACUCGGUUCCAGCGCAGCCCAGUGUGCGUGCCGACUCCAGCUCCAUUGCACUACUCCACCUUCCUGUGGACUCGGUGCCAGCGCCAGCCCAGUGUGCGUGCCGACUCCAGCUCCAUUGCACUACUCCACCUUCCUGUGGACUCGGUGCCAGCGCAGCCCAGUGUGCGUGCCGACUCCAGCUCCAUUGCACUACUCCACCUUCCUGUGGACUCGGUGCCAGCACAGCCCAGUGUGCGUGCCGACUCCAGCUCCAUUGCACUACUCCACCUUCCUGUGGACUCGGUGCCAGCGCAGCCCAGUGUGCGUGCCGACUCCAGCUCCAUUGCACUACUCCACCUUCCUGUGGACUCGGUGCCAGCGCAGCCCAGUGUGCGUGCCGACUCCAGCUCCAUUGCACUACUCCACCUUCCUGUGGACUCGGUGCCAGCGCAGCCCAGUGUGCGUGCCGACUCCAGCUCCAUUGCACUACUCCACCUUCCUGUGGACUCGGUGCCAGCGCAGCCCAGUGUGCGUGCCGACUCCAGCUCCAUUGCACUACUCCACCUUCCUGUGGACUCGGUGCCAGCGCAGCCCAGUGUGCGUGCCGACUCCAGCUCCAUUGCACUACUCCACCUUCCUGUGGACUCGGUGCCAGCGCAGCCCAGUGUGCGUGCCGACUCCAGCUCCAUUGCACUACUCCACCUUCCUGUGGACUCGGUGCCAGCGCAGCCCAGUGUGCGUGCCGACUCCAGCUCCAUUGCACUACUCCACCUUCCUGUGGACUCGGUGCCAGCGCAGCCCAGUGUGCGUGCCGACUCCAGCUCCAUUGCACUACUCCACCUUCCUGUGGACUCGGUGCCAGCGCAGCCCAGUGUGCGUGCCGACUCCAGCUCCAUUGCACUACUCCACCUUCCUGUGGACUCGGUGCCAGCGCAGCCCAGUGUGCGUGCCGACUCCAGCUCCAUUGCACUACUCCACCUUCCUGUGGACUCGGUGCCAGCGCAGCCCAGUGUGCGUGCCGACUCCAGCUCCAUUGCACUACUCCACCUUCCUGUGGACUCGGUUCCAGCGCAGCCCAGUGUGCGUGCCGACUCCAGCUCCAUUGCACUACUCCACCUUCCUGUGGACUCGGUGCCAGCACAGCCCAGUGUGCGUGCCGACUCCAGCUCCAUUGCACUACUCCACCUUCCUGUGGACUCGGUGCCAGCACAGCCCAGUGUGCGUGCCGACUCCAGCUCCAUUGCACUCCCUCCCAUGCAGUGCCUGGCUCUACAGCACCAAGAGGAACUUUAAAAAGGUCCUCAAGUCAUCCCUGGACUGCUCUGUCCCCCCAGUGAGUGUGACUGAGAUCAGGCAGUACCUGCGCUCGAAGGACAUCCCAUUUCG
Polyodon spathula (Mississippi paddlefish) is the source of this 2409-nucleotide messenger RNA. RefSeq names its product mucin-2-like. The record is from RefSeq and is a predicted model, not a curated record. NCBI's taxonomy places the organism in Eukaryota, Metazoa, Chordata, Actinopteri, Acipenseriformes, Polyodontidae. The transcript has 2 exons. The coding region runs from base 109 to 2316 and encodes 735 amino acids.